This is a messenger RNA of Chaetomium globosum CBS 148.51, 1236 nucleotides long. RefSeq lists its product as uncharacterized. The record is from RefSeq and is a predicted model, not a curated record. Bases 1 to 1236 code for a protein of 411 amino acids. The transcript has a single exon. Lineage: Eukaryota; Fungi; Ascomycota; Sordariomycetes; Sordariales; Chaetomiaceae.
AUGUUUACCGCCCGCCUCCCUUCAAGAGUAGCCCCCAUCGCCCGCAAUGCCCGGGCCCUCCGGGUACGGCAGCCCCAACGCCGCUUCCAGUCUUCGCAAGCCGGCGCGGCUGGGUCAUCCCACUUCGUUUCAGGCGUGGCAGGCGGCGUCGCGGGCGCGGGGCUCCUCUACGGCAUCUACCUCUUGACCCCCACCGGCAAGAUGGCCCGUAAGAUUAACGCGGCAGCGAGGGAAACCGACAGAAAAUACCAAGAGGCCGCGGCCACGAUACGAGACAAGACCCCUACCACAGACGAAGCCGUCAGUAAGCUCAAGCAGUUUUGUUAUUCCUAUGUGGCGUGGGUCCCCGGGGGUCGCCAGUACGUCGACACGGCAUUCAAUGACCUCGCUGCAAUCCGUCAGAGCCACGGCAAAGAGGUAGACCAGAUUGUCAACGAGACCUACCGCGAGUUCCAAGGCAUCACGAGCACCGGGUUGAGUCUCGAGUCAGCUUCCAAAGCAUACGAUGCGAUUACCAACCUUGCCAAGAAGAUUGCCAACCUUAGCGGCAGCGCGGCAGAUCAAAUCCUCGAGCGCCACCCGCAACUCAACGACAAGGUCGGCGGGUCGAUCAAGCAACUGAAGAACAUGGGCGCCCAAUACGGACCCGAGGCCAAGAAGCUGGUCGAUCAGACAUGGACACAGGUCAACGACAUCAUGAAGAACGGGUUCUCAGCCGAGAACGAGGACAAGGUACGCAAGAUCGUGGAGGAGCGGACGCAGCAAAUCCGCAAGAUCGGCGACGACCUCUGGGACAAGGGUCUCGAGCAAGCGAAGCCAUAUCUCGACAAGAGCCCGCGGCUCAAAGAGCUCGUCACGGGUAACCAGGACCUUCUCAAAAAAGAAAACGUAACAGGCCUGUUUCAGCAGAUUAAGAGCCUUGGAGAAGGUGGCGACAUGGGCAAGCUGGAGGAGUAUGUCAAGGAGACGGUCGAUAAGGCCAAGGCCAAGGGAUCAGAGGCAACAGGCGAGGGCACUGGGUUUGCCGCGCUAAGCCAGUUGCUUGGGUCGGCUUCGGACGAUGCCGGGCGCAAGCUGCAAGACAAUAUUGGGCUGCUAAGCGAGGUCGCGAGCAAGCACGCCUCCGAGGGAAAGGAACUGGUGGAGGAGACCAAGAACGACCUGAGGAAGUUGUUGGAAGAAAAGGCGAAGAAGGCACAGAAAAUAGCAGACAGCGCAAAGAAGGACGCUGAGUAG